Ahaetulla prasina is the source of this 9532-nucleotide messenger RNA. RefSeq names its product tet methylcytosine dioxygenase 2 (gene TET2). Gene Ontology annotation, molecular function: DNA 5-methylcytosine dioxygenase activity. The coding region runs from base 40 to 5841 and encodes 1933 amino acids. The transcript is spliced from 9 exons. Lineage: Eukaryota; Metazoa; Chordata; Lepidosauria; Squamata; Colubridae. The record is from RefSeq and is a predicted model, not a curated record. Gene Ontology annotation, biological process: myeloid cell differentiation; oxidative demethylation; positive regulation of transcription by RNA polymerase II. Gene Ontology annotation, cellular component: nucleus.
UAAGAGGAUAACCUUGUGGAUGGCCCUUGAAUAAGCCAGAUGGAACAGGAUAGAACUAAUCAUGAUGAAGGCAAUAGUUUAAAUCAUUUUUUAAUUCCACAUCCUUCUCGUGUUUGCCAAGCAGAGCCUUUGUCAGUGAAGCUGCAUAAUGGAAACACGUCAGCGGGGAAGAUCUACAAUGAACUGAAUGGCAACCCUAUGUGGCUGCACGGGAAGGCGAACUAUGGAGUGAAGCAUCCUGCAAAAAGGAAUGAGAGUAGUCGAAUAAGCCCUGACCUUCUUCAGCAAAAGAAACAUUGCAGCGGGUAUUUGCAAAAUGGUGGGAUAAAACGCACUUUUAGUGAGCCUUCUUUGUACGGGCUUCACCUGAACAAGAAGCUUAAACAAGAUGAAGAAGCAAAAAAAGGGCAAGAUAGCUCAUUCACUGUCAGCAACCAAGCAGGUGCUUCUAAUUUGUGCAGUGAGAAGAGUGUUGUGGGUUUUGGAACAGAACAAAGUACGGCUUCAGUCUUUAUACAGUCUUUAAGAUGCAACUCUGGUGCUUCAGAAACUCCUCCAGCUCCCCAGAUUCAAUAUGAACAAGGGGAUGAAAAUAGCAACUGCCACAACAGGGACAUUGACAUGGCAUAUAAGAACAAGGCAGUUCCAAUGCCUAACGGUGCUAUAGUUUCUGCCUCUUCCAUAGGAAACAUGCAUGGUGAAUUCCUGGAAAAAACGUUGUCUCAGUAUAAUCCAGAACAUGUUUUCAGUGGAAGGCAGACAACUACGUCUUUUACAAAUGCCAUAAACACUCGGGCUAUUAAUGUGUUGACAUGUGGCACAUCACAUUUACUGCAUACCUCAGGGCAGAUAAAUUCCGCUCAAACCUCAAACUCUGAGCUGCCUCAGGUGCUAGCUUCUGAAGCUACUGAAGUCCACAAUAUAGAAAACUCCACUAAAGAAUCCAUCAUGCAAGCAAGCUCCAAUUUUCAUCAUCCAGAAGUAAUGAACUCAGAGCAGCAAAAGUCAGAAAAUACCUACCAGCCACCUACAAACAGCCGUGAAGUUUCAGAAAACACAGGGCAGGUCCCCAGACAGGAUUUUUCACUCAAUCCUAACAACAAUCUGAAGACUCAUGAUAGUAGCUCAGAGAUUUUGUCACAACCAAGAGAAGAAACCAGUGCUUCCUUCCAACAAGAUUCUGUGUUCAGGAAUGAUUCUUUUAAUCUACCACCUAUUGCACCUUCUCCUGGGCAGGAAAUAAACAGUGUGCUCUCCAUGGAGGCUUCAGAAGAUCCUAGAAAUAUUUUCAAUCUGACGGAAGAAAAUAACAGAGGGCAACCACAUCAUCAGGGAGAACAUGCAAAAAAAAUUUCUGGCUUUUGCCAACAAACUCCCAGUUCUCAACAGGGUCAUGAAUACAAGAUUCAGGUUUCACAAGCAACUGGGAGUGAAACAGAUGUCAAUCUCAGUAGAGUGAUAUUGGGAAUAAAGCAGCAAGAUCAUAGUGAAAUUCAGUCCAAACUGGAGUCUAAAAUUCAGGAUCCACAAAGAUUAAGAACCAGUCAAGAAUUGCAACAUUUUCCACAACUUCUGGGCCAGAUUAAUCAACAAGCUACUCUUGAUAAUGGCAAAGAUCUGGUGAAAAAUCACUUAGAGCAGUCACAAAUCCACUCACAAGCUUCUUGGAUGAGAAUGACUUCCCCUCCCUUUCACUCCAGUGAUUCUUCCCCAAAAUCAAAUGAAACUCUUUUGAGGACCAUGCUUCAACUCCAGGCAAAUUCACCUGAGCAGACACAUCCAAAACAAUAUAUUAGAGGUUGCAAUGAAUCAAAAGGAGUCAUAGGGCAAUCUUGCUAUCAGAACAUUAUACAGGGAGAGCAAAUACCAGCACUAUUCAAAAGUGAAGGAGCACAACCGCCUCACCAUUUUACUCCUGAUUUGCAAAUCCCAUUCCAAAAACACUCACCACAAUCCAAAAAGAUGAAUGAUCAGCAGCAAAAUUCAAGGCACUUUAACCUUCAACCACAAUCUGAACUCCACCUUGAUCAGACUUUGGAGGCACAGUUAAAGCCUCAGCACUUAGAUCUUCCAUUUGGGGAUGACCAAUUCAUUCAUUCACAAAUUUUGCCUCCAAUACUCCAGACUCAGCCAUUACAAUCACCACAGAAUUCACAAGUAACAAUGAACUCCGCACAACAAAUAAAAACCACAAAAUUGCCCCAAAUCUUUCCCCGGUCAAGCAACAGCCAAGAACAGCAAGGGGAAAUAACUUCCUUAAACCGGCUUAAAUUAGAAGAGUGCUUUGAAGAAGCAAGUAAUUACUUCAAAUCGGUUGAGUUCCCAGUACAAGUUCCCCAGACUAGAGUGGACCAUAUUUCAAAUGCAGCCAACAAAAACUCCCAUUAUAAUCAGACAAAUAAUGUAAUGAAGCAUUCCUGCUCAAACAUGCACUUGGUUUCUGAGAAAAAGGAAGAUCCCAUAAACACAGACCUCUUAACUCAAAAUAUGUCUCGCAACUUGCAGCACAUGCAAUAUUAUCCCAAUAGCGUAACUCCUAAACAAGAUCUGCCCCAGGGUUUUCAGGAACAAAACCCUCCAUCUCCACCAACUUCAUUUCUACAGCUGCCCUUCCAGCAAACACAAGAAUAUUGUAACAUGACUAACAGCAUGAAUAGCACACAAGCUAGUCAGAUUCAGCAAAGUUACUCACCCUACAGUCAGCAAACAGCAUCCCAUGCAAUAGAUCAGAGUCAUGGCCACUGUCUUCCCUCCCAACCUCACAAAGAUUUUCAAAAACAUGCUGCUAUUAGAUGGCAUAUCUUGAAUAAACAAGCUAACCAAAAUAAAUCUGAGUCAUGUCAAGCUAUGGGGUUCAAAUCUAUCAAAACUGAAACUGGCUCAAAGGUGAAUGCUUGCUUUCCUACACAGGUUGGACAGUUGGAAAACAAACCAUGGAAAAAAGCAAUUAAGCAAGAGAUUCAGCACUUUGGUUGUGAGAACAUGCAACAAAGGAGUAUCAUUGAAACCAUGGAGCAGCAGUUGAAACAGAUUCAGGUCAAAACACCCUUUGAUCACAAGUCUCUUACUAUCAAAUCACCCAAACAGGUCAAAAUUGAGGCUGCAGGACCCAUUACAGUUCUGACAAGGAAUUUUAAUGGUGCAGAUUUCAACAGCCAUGCCGUCUCAUUAGAACAACAACCCAUUCAUUCUAGUGAAAAAACACCAACCAAAAGAAGUGCUGGAACAGCCCUCAACAAUUUCUUGGAGUCACCUUCUUCGUUACUAGAUACACCUUUAAAAAACUUGCUGGAUACACCUGUCAAAACUCAGUACGAUUUUCCUUCAUGUAGCUGUGUGGAACAGAUAAUUGAAAAAGAUGAGGGCCCUUUCUAUACUCACCUUGGAGCUGGUCCUAAUGUUGCUGCUAUUAGAGAAAUAAUGGAAGAAAGAUAUGGAGAAAAAGGCAAAGCCAUCAGAAUAGAGAAAAUUGUCUACACAGGAAAAGAAGGCAGAAGUGCUCAAGGCUGCCCUAUAGCUAAAUGGGUGAUUCGUCGAAAUGGAACUGAAGAAAAACUUCUUUGUUUAGUGCGAGAACGUGCAGGCCACCACUGUGAAACAGCUGUGAUAGUUGUACUUAUCUUGGUGUGGGAAGGAAUACCUCAGAGCCUAGCAGACAAGCUGUACUCUGAAUUGUCUGACACUUUAAUGAAGUACGGCACACUCACAAACCGGCGGUGUGCACUCAAUGAAGAACGAACCUGUGCAUGCCAAGGACUAGAUCCUGAGUCCUGUGGUGCUUCUUUUUCUUUUGGUUGUUCAUGGAGUAUGUACUAUAAUGGUUGCAAAUUUGCCAGAAGCAAGAUCCCAAGAAAGUUUAAACUAUUAGGUGACGAUCCAAAAGAGGAAGAAAAACUAGAAUCCAAUCUACAAACUUUGUCAACUCUAAUGGCACCCACUUACAAGAAACUAGCACCUGAUGCCUAUAACAACCAGAUUGAAUAUGAACACAGAGCUCCUGAAUGUCGCCUGGGUUUAAAAGAAGGUCGUCCAUUCUCAGGGGUCACUGCCUGCCUGGAUUUUUGUGCUCAUGCUCAUAGAGACCUACACAAUAUGCAGAAUGGUAGUACAUUGGUCUGCACACUAACCAGAGAAGACAAUCGUGAAAUUGGCCAAAUACCAGAAGAUGAACAAUUGCAUGUGCUACCCUUGUAUAAAAUAUCCGAUGUAGAUGAGUUCGGAAGCACAGAAGGUCAGGAAGAAAAAAAGCAGAAUGGUAGCAUCCAGUUUCUUAGUUCUUUUCGACGAAAAGUAAGGAUGCUGGCUGAACCUGUAAAAACCUGUCGGCAAAAAAAGUUGGAAGCCAAGAAAGCAGCAACAGAGAAGCUGGCCUCCAUGGAGAAUGGGCCUAACAAACAUGAGAGAGAAAAACCAUCCUCAGCACGUCAAAAGCAGGUCAAUGCAGAAGCAUCGGCUCACGGCAAGCAAUUAGCAGAUCUUUUGCAUCUUUCAGGACCAGCUGUGUCACAACAGCAACUUUACCAUCACCCAUGCCAGGCUCUCCCUUCUAAACCUCAGUCAAAUCAUGGCAAUUUAUACUCUGCUUCUGAUCCUACCAAUCUCUAUAUGAGUCUGUCUAAUGCAGCUAAUCCAUAUUCAAACUCUGCACAUCCUUCCAAUCCUUACGGAGGAUCCAAUCCAAUGAAUAUCUACCAAACUUCAUCACAACCUACAGGAACUUAUUUGAAUUCUUCCAGUCUCAUAAAUCCCUAUUCUAUUCAUUUAGGUCAAAAUAACCAGUAUCCUCAUUAUCCAUGCAAUGGAAGCUUAUCAAUAGACAACUGUUCUUAUUACAAUUCCUAUUCAGCUCAGACUCAGCAUAUGGACUUGUUUAGGUAUCAGAGCCAAGAUUCUCUGUCUAAACUAAGUCUACCUCCAAUACAUACAUUGUAUCAGCAUAGGAUUGCAAAUAAUCAGAACUUUGGGCACAGGUACUUGAAUUAUGGAAACCAAAAUGUGCCAGUAGAUGCUUUCAACAAAUGCACCUUUAGACCAAAUGUUCAUCAUGCAGGUUCUUUCCCAUCUUACGCCCAGCAUGAGACUGAUAACCCUUUUAUGGACAUCACCUCCAGGCUGAAAUCUAAUCUAAAUAAUCCAGGUGUGGACUUCAUUAAUAAAAAUGGUGAUCAUCUGUAUCCCUCAGCACACCUUGCCCAUGACUAUCACAACAUGUUCAAUGGCUCUUCUCAUUCACUCCAUCUCCAGAACAAGAAUAGUCAGACAGCUAAUGGGCUGUCAAACCUUUUUCCAGAUUUUAACCAUAAUAGAACUGCUUCUGAAGUAGGUGCAAAUAAAACAGAGGUGCUCAAUGUAGAGGAUCCUGAUGAUGUCUGGUCAGACAAUGAGCAGAGUUUUCUGGAUCCAGAAUUAGGUGGUGUUGCAGUGGCCCCAUCCCAUGGAUCAAUCCUCAUAGAGUGUGCUAAACGUGAACUCCAUGCUACAACCCCAUUGAAAAAUCCUAACAGGAAUCACCCUACAAGGAUAUCACUUGUCUUCUACCAACAUAAAAGUAUGAAUGAGCCAAAGCAUGGUCUGGCUUUGUGGGAGGCAAAAAUGGCUGAGAAGGCAAGAGAAAAAGAAGAGGAUUGUGAGAAGUACGGUCCAGAUUAUGUGCCUCAGAAAGUACAUGGCAAAAAAGUAAAACGGGAGCCUGCUGAAUUAAAUGAGAACCUGGAACCAACCUAUUUUAGAUUUAUCAGGUCCCUUGCACAAAGGACGAUGUCUCUUACCACAAAUUCCACAGUAACUACAUCUCCAUAUGCCUUUACACGGGUUACAGGGCCUUACAACAGAUAUAUAUAAAAGUCACCUUUGUUUGUUACCUCAUAAUUAUUCCAUUAAAUUAGAUUAGAUUAGAUUAGAUUAGAUUAGAUUAGAUUAGAUUAGAUUAGAUAGAGUCAGAGCAAGAUACAGUAUUUUUUUUCCACUUGUCCUUGAGGAAAUCUUCUCCAUCCCACCAAAAUUAAAUAAUUUUGCCACUGCAUAUAUUUGGAGAGCUGUCACAAGUCACAAUUCGAAACUAAAACCAAAGUAUCCUAUGCAAAAAUUAAGAAGACAUAACAACCAACUAGGACUGAAAUACUGCUAUUACUACUGGUAAAAAGAAUGACCAUAAUUUUAAAAAUGAACAUCUUUAACCAUUUUGCUCAAGAGCAGAUUGAAGCAAGAGUGAGUUUUUUUUUUAAUGGUGAAAACUCUGUAGUAUUUCUUCUACAGAAAAUUGAAUAUUCUGCUAGGUGCUCAACUGAUGGUGUACUGAAAUGCUUACUGGAAAUGUAGUUUUUAGCAUGGAACAUUUUGUUUGUUUUUUGUUUGGCUUUCUUUUGUUUUGGCUAUGAUUUUAACAUAUAUCAAUAUUAAUCAGGAUAGCUACACUUACAACAAAAGCACUGAAUUUGUUUUGGCUAUUCUAAAACGUGGUGCUAUAUACAAAAAUGGUGUCUACUGCAGCAUUUAGACAAGUUUUAAUGUCUUUUAUUAGCACUAGAUAGGAUAGAAAAAGAUCCUGCUCUCCUUAAUUCAUAAACAAAAGCUUUUCAUUUGUGUUGACAUCCAGUUUUUUUAAAAAUCAGCUACCACUCAUUGUUUAAAACAUGGGUGCCCAACCAAUAGGCUAUGGGAGGGACACACUUGUUUUAAAGCAUGGAAAUCUGGAUGAAACAAGGGCAAGAUCCAACAAAGCUAUCAGAAGAGCACUGCAGGCAGAAUGUGCCAAUAGCAGCUAGAAUAAUGGAAGCAAAAAGGCAACCUUUUAAACUAAGAAGACCUCUGCCUAUUCAGCCCCAAAAGAAUUAAUCCUCACACUUCAAUGGUUGAAUAGUGGAACUGAUGGUAUUUUUCAAACAAACAAAGCUUAACCAUGGGUUAGUACUGGGGUAUGCAUCCAUUUUGGUUUAUCUACAGGAACAGUUGAAAUGUUAGGAUCAUGUGUUUGGCAUAUCCAUCUGUUCAGCAUCCCCAUGUUCUGUAAGUGCUAUAGAAUGUUUAUCUAUUUACAAAAUGCAACAUAAUCUUCAUAAUUAACUUUAACAAAAAAAGAUUCAGAUGACACAGCAAGUCAUGGGUACGAUCAGGCUUUAUUUUGUCUGUUUCUGAUUUAGUUUUAUGUGAAUUAACGAAAAUAAGCACAAGGAGGUUGGAAGAAUUUAAUGUCUUUCAUUCAGUUCUAGUUUAUCAUGUGUAAAUAUAGGAGACCAUAGUUACAUUAAGCCAUGAUUUGCUAAUAACCAAGAAUUGGACCAUGUUUUAUGAGCUGGGUUGAAAAGCUAUAUUUUAGGCACACUAGAAUUUCAUAAGAUGGAAUGCAAUUGUCUCUGAUUAAAUCUAUUGAAUGCAUACUUCUAGUUUUCCUUUGGCAAGUGAUCCUAGUCAGUCAACUAAUCAGCUUACCAUCUAGGUCUAUGUAUUUUCCCUAUGCUUUCAAAUGAUCAACUGCAGUCAGAAUUUGUGUCUUGAGUACGUGGUCUAUUUUUCCCAGCUCAAUUAAGAUGUUUUAAUAUAGCAAGUAUUACUAGCAAAUAAUAUUCUUUUUCAAGGUUAAUUCAGCUGGGACAUGAAUCAAAGCCUCUUGGUAACCAUAACAAGAUGAUGCUAAUGGCUGCUACUUAUUUAAAAAGAGAUCCUUUCCCAUUCUGUGCUAACAUUUUGAGAAAUAUUUUCCUGGUGACUUAAUACCCUACAGAAUUGUAAAUCAGAAAAGAAACUGGUCUUCUUUUGUUUGGAUAAAGCUAUUGAAGAUAACAGUUUUAUCUUGAUUAUCAGGAAAAUGCAAAUAAGGCUUUCAUGCAGCAGCCCUGAAUUCUCAUUCUGCUACUUCUCCAUGCUAAAUAAGCUUUGUUGGAUCUCACCAGAAUUCAUUUCAUUUGGCAAAGAUCUGAUUAAGAGCAGCAAACAAUAGAAAAAUAUUUUGUGAACGGUGCUUGAAAAACUCUCUAGGUGGUGUUGCAGUGUUGCCACUGAAAACUAUUAUCUGGGUGCUAAAACUUUCCAGACAUUUACUGUAACAUUAAAAGAAACUUAUUUGAAUAAAUGUAUUUAGUAUAUACAUACUGAAUAUUACCCAGUAUCACUGGGAGUCAGAUAGUAUAUACAUUUAAUAACUUAUUGUUAUGAUGAUUAUUAAGAGUAAUAUGCAAUUAGAAUCAUAGUCUAAGAUUGGUGAAAACUUAUUAAUUCAAGACUUAAUGAAGAACUUAAGAAUUAUUAAUAUAGUACCUUAAGGAUGGAGCCAGUUUCAAGAAAGGUGGCUUUCUGUAAAAUUAAGAUAUUCAGGUUCAAUAAAUUCAAGGUUUUCAAAUAUUCAGUAAAUCCUUUAGAUAGGGCUCCAAGGGCUCCAAUCAAGAUUGUUAUAACAGCAGAUUUCUUUUUCCAUAAAUGUUCAACUUCUACAAGCGUUCAACAAAUUAUUAUUAUUGUUAUUGCAAUCUUUUGAUCUUUGGGGCAAAUUUAUAUAAGAUGGAAAGGGGAGAAGGUAUUUGUAACUGCAAACAGCAGGAUAAAGUUUUAAAGCCAAUUAUAGACACAAACUGAAACCAUUUCUCAAACACUCACUAAAAGAACAGAGAAAAAAUUUACCUUUAUUUACUCUGUUCAACCAGAGGUAACGGGAUUUUUUAAAAAUACAAGUUUCGUGUUUUGGUGCUCAUCUCACACAGGUAUAUUGUAAAUAUUAAUUUUUAACUAUUUUAACAAGAAGCUCUUUCCUGAAAUAGUACACAUUUUACAUUACAUAUUAGACAAAAACAUGCUAAACUUGACCAUUUCGUCAUGAUUUUGAGCUACUUUUUAAGUUACAGAUGAUGGUUACUGCUUUAUUUAAUCAUGGAUUAUUUAUGCUAUGGUAUAUAUGGCACUGCUUGGUGCAAUGUGGCCAUAUUUUCUAGGAAAUGUUGAGAAGAGUCAACACAAAGAAAUACAGGGUUGUUCUGUAGGAAGUUAGGGGCUGGGGAGAAUACAGUAGAGGCAGCUGGCUUGCUGUGGUGGUUUUUAAUUUGGUAGUUUGUAUAAAAGUGUAAGCAAAACAGAUGUAUAGUAACUUGUAAACAAUUUUAAAGCAAUGUUUUAGUAUUUUAAUAAUGUAUAAAUAUAUAUUAUAUCUCAAUAUAUAUAUAUAUAUAUAUCUAUAUAUGGAUUUGGAACUGAAUUCACAUCAUGGUGCUACUUGGCCUGUUCUCUAAAAAAAGUGUGCUAAAACUAUGUUCAAAUUAUGUUUGAAUGAUGUUCCUACUUGUCAUAUACCUCAACUUUACUUGGCAGUAGGAUUUUAAAUGGAGAUUUAUAAGAUAUCAUGUUCCCCUGAUUUUCUGCUUCGCUAAUAUUUGGGAAAAAGAAAUUCUCACUACUUGAUAGCAAGUGUAACUUGAAUUUUAACACAUAGUUUUGUUCUAAAAAUUCAGGGAUAUAUCCUCUCACAAUUUCCUUAGUAAGCCAAUGUAUCAUCUGUGUAUGUGUAUGUAAAAUUUUAUUGUACAGAUUGAUAAAUAUUAUUGUUGAA